ACAGAAUCUUUUAAAAAUACGGCACACUUCAUACGACAAAACCCUAACUACUUCAACAUCUCUCAUAUUUUAAAGAUGAAGAAUAUGUGAUUAAGGAGCAGAUUCAACGGGAGAAAAAUGUCUUCUCUUCAAACGGAUAAAGACUGGAAUCCAAUGGUUUAUAUGCCUGCUUUUCAUCACGAAGAGCUUGAUGUUGUUCUGGAUGAGUAUUCAAAUGAGAAGGAAACAGGGGAUAGUGGUAGCGAUUCAGACUGCUUGUAUGACAGAUUGACAGUGACUAUUUCAUGGAACAUGAGAGCACCGAUGAUGAACAUUUGUUUGAGGACAAUGUAGAUAAAGAUGUGUAUCAUGGUACACAAUUUGAGGAAAGUAUGUUGUCUGAUCAGGAGAAGAAGGGACCAGAUGACCCUAUAUUUAACCCAGCCACAAUUUUUGAUCCUACCUUUCAAUUACGGAUGAUCUUUAGUGGAAAAAAGGAAUUUCAGAAGGCUGUAACUUCACAUGCAAUUAGGAGUAGGACUAUAAAAUUUUCUAAAAAUGACAAGGAGAGGAUUUAUGCUACUUGUCCUGCUAAAGAUUGUGGGUGGAGAAUCAAUCUUCGCAUUAUGGAAGAUGGAUGUAGUUGGCAAGUCACUGAAUACAGACCAAAACACACAUGUGCAACAAAGUCUAAGGUGAAAAACAUGAAGUCCAAGUGGUUGGCAGAUAAGUAUUUGCACAAGUUCAAGACAGAUCCGAAGAGAAAUGUUAAGGCUUGGAGGAUGGAUGUGAUAAAAAAUUUAAAUUCUCAUGUCUCGACGCACCAAGCUUAUAGAGCAAAAAGGCUGGCUCUUAAUCACAUUCAGGGGACAUCUAACAAGCAAUUCUCCAAGCUAUGGGAAUACGGUGAAGAGCUUCGAAGGAGCAAUCCCGGGUCUACAAUUAUUUUGGGAACUAAGCUAGAUGAAGCUAGCAAUUCAAGAUUCAGCACAAUGUAUCUGUGUUUUAAGGGCUUAAAGGAUGGAUUUCUUUCGGGGUGCAGGCCUAUUAUUGGUGUUGAUGAUUGUCACUUAGAAAUUCUUUUCUUUGAUAUCAAAGUAAUACUACAUAUAAAAUCUUUAUUUUUUUCAAGCAAAACUCGAAACCUACAAAAUUAAAAAGUUUAGAGUUCUUAGGGUAUGUUUGGCACAACUAACUGAAAAGAUACUUUUGUGAACUUUUUAAUAACUGUUAGCUUUUAAUGACUGAAAAGAUCUUAAAGAGAAAAGGUGGUAGCUGUUUGCUAAAAAGCUGACUGUUUGAUUUAGUUUGGACUAAUUAAUACUAAAAGUCACGAGCUUUUUUUAGAUGCUACUCCCUGUAGCAUCUCAAAAAAGAUCUUUUAAUUUUUGAAAAAGCUCUUAAAAUUGUCAUGACAAACAUAUAACUAGAAGCUUUUAGAGACUUUUUGAACAGUACAAAAACUAGAAGGUAGAGACUUAUGCCUGUCAAACAUAGCCUUAAUCUGUUUCUGGAGCACACAUGGAACCUCCUUCAUGGGUUGUCAUCGGUGCAUGAAGUUAAAACAACGGCCUUCUUACCACAAUGACAUUCCAUAGAUCCUUGAGUGAGAGACAUUAUUUCAUUAUUUGCAAGUUAAAAGAACACACACUCACCUUCCUUCAAUAUGUGGAGAAGCCGGCCAGACCAAGGGUUACGCAACCUAGCUCCCUUCUUCUCUUGGGUUUUGUGCUUUUAUUACGGUAAUGGGGGGUUGGGAGAGCACAGUAAAGUGUUUGGGAGUGAUCCGUAAAAAGGGGAUCAAACCCAAGUCAGCAAUAAGUUAGGAAAAGAUUACAAUAGGGUGAGAUGACAUGUAACUUCCAUGCCAAAUUUUAAAUACAUUAGUUGGAGGAUGUAUUUUGCAAGUAUGUGAAGUUAUAGGACCAAUAUCGGACCGAUUUAACAAAUUUCUCCAUCUCCCAUUAAAUAUUUCAUUAUAAAUAGGGAACAAUUUUCUCAGUAAUUUGGGAUUGAUGAAGGUGCGCGCAUUCUUGAUAUAGUGUUUCAUUUUGAGGGUUUGUAUGCAUGAUCUUUAUAUGAUUUGUGGUUUGUAUUAUUAUUUAAUUUUUAUUUGUUUAUAACCGGCCAGGAAUGAUUGUUAGGUUUAUAAUCAUAUAUAUGUUGAUGAUUUUAGAGAGACAGAGCUAUUUGGUUCUUGAACUACUUCGUUCUUGAACACGACCUACGAGUGAACAUCAGAUAUUAUAUACUAGUGUGUGUAUAUAUAUAUAUAUAUAUAUACUCCCUCCGUCCCGGUCAUUUCUUCCAAUUUUCCUUUUUGGGCCGUCCCAAUUAAUUCUUCCAACUUCCACUUUUGAAAAAAAUAUGUGGUUCACAUUCAUUCAUCUUUUUCUUACACAACUACAACCAUACAUUUUCACUUUAUUCCCACUACUUAAAUUUGUGAUACCGGUCAAAAUUGGAAGAAAUGACCGGGACGGAGGGAGUAUAUAUGUUGGCAGAUACAAUUGUAUAGUAUAUACAACAUCACUAGCAUAUGCAUAUCAAUUAUCAAAUGUAUAAGUACUUGCUCAAAUUAAAUCAUUAUUCCACUCUACCUUCAGAACUGUGCACGUGAAUAUUCUGAAUUAAGAAGUAAUGAUUUCUAGAAUUGCUUGUAUUUAUACAAGCAAGGACUAGGAUUAACAGGAUUUCGGACUGAGCUAAUCAAGUAUAGAAAAUGGACAUUUGAAAAUGAUUGAGAGCAGUGGACAAAGCCCAUAAAUUUCCAGCGCAAGUGAAGAACAUUAUUGUUUCUUCUCUCUCGCUGCAUAGCAUUAUGAGAUCACAUCGAAGAUGCCUUGUUGCAUGCAUUAAAUCUUUGUUUCUUCUCUCUCGCUGUAAGCCACUACUUAAAUAUGGAGUAGUACUAGAGGCAUUUAAUUAGGUGUACGAAUGGCAAACCCUGAUUGUACUGUUAGGGUACAAAGGCACCGGAAGAUGCUCACCUCCCUACUUAACACCAAACUAUACGUUCACCUACUAGAUCUUGAUGCUGUCUGUUGGAACAAGCUGCAUGCUACUAGCUACCUCAUCUCCCCUCUCUCCGUCCGCCCCCGUGACGCAGCCAGCUCCGCCUGCUCCGCUGGCGUUGCCACAACGUGUAACAAUAUUGUUAAGAUUUAAAAUACAUGAAGUUCUAUUGAAAUUUAUGAAGUUCUCGAUGAUUUGU
Molecule: messenger RNA, 3193 nt
Organism: Cuscuta europaea
Lineage: Eukaryota; Viridiplantae; Streptophyta; Magnoliopsida; Solanales; Convolvulaceae
Source: the annotation of a GenBank genome assembly